GACAAACUACCAUCUCUUGCUUCAUCAAUCAAACACAAAGCCGAGUAAAAGCACGUGAACCACUGCUUGAAGGGCCAUCGUAACGUGUCCAUAAUCCCGUUUGCUUUUAAGUCUUGAUUCCGACAGAGCUGGGGGUGUAGCCUGACAUCUGAAUUAGUGUCAUUGGAUAUCAAUUCUUUCAACCAAGCAGUCACCAUCAGGAGUUUAUAAGUACCGUAAUCAAAGGUAGCUCUCCCUGUCUGGCCACAAUCAUAUCGGAUCGCAGUUAUGUCAAACCCUAUUCCAACAGCGAGUGCUAGUCGGAGACGUCCUAGGCAGUCCCGGCCGGAGGAUAUGGACGAGCUCGUUGCAGGCACAAACGAUCUUCUCUCACAGUUUCCUACGGCAUCGUUCUCACGAAGAGCUGCCCGAGUUAAUAGAACCCGAAAUGCAAGAUUCUCCAUGGACUCUAGAGGACCAUUUCGAUUCCUCCAUCUCCCUGUCGACAUUCGCAUCAUGAUCUACGAGUGCAUGUUGGGGCCUCAGCCAGGACUUGAACUGACCUCUAUCAACUACACUACGGACUGGCCCUAUAUCGACUUCAAGGGCGUUGUCAAGGUUGAAGAAGAUGCCAUGUGCAGCUGUCCACGGCCAGACAGGAAUGGGGAGCAUGCAUAUAUGAGAUACACAUGCCCAGGACCCGAAGUUCGUCUCUCCACCAGCAAAAGGCUCGACGUAUCUGGCGCCCCGAGAGGCCCUAGCAUGAGUAUACGAAAGCCUACUCCCGCCGAGCUUGCUAGUAGUCGGCCUGGCACCUCGAUCCUCCGAGUCAGCCGACUGAUCUACAACGAGGCUUUCCAGUAUCUAUACAAAGGCCGUACGUUCCACGUUCUCGAUGGGGCUUCAAGUGGACAUGGACUGGGACGGUACCAGUGCUACGCCACCGUCGCCUGGCUGAACAUGCUCUCACAGGAGGCCCGGGCUCGGGUUGAAGGGAUCAAGAUUCUCCUCGCCCCAUACGAGCAGGAUUGUGUACUAAAAGUCGGGAGGCGAUCUAGCGCCGAGCUCUGCCAGUACGUUAUCACAAAUCUAGAGCGCUUGCAGCGAGUAGAGGUAGAGCUAUACAACGUCGGACGUCCCCACAUCCCUGCAGAUAUCGGUGGAGGCAUGCGCGCUGGGCCCGCGCUGGAUCUGAUACAACCUUUCUGGACCGUUCUGCGCCGUGAAGAGGUACAGUUGUCAGUGUCGGUCACAUCAUGGGAGUUCAUGGCGGGGUUCCAGCAUAUCAACUACAACCCAGAGAACCUGGCGCGCAUUCGAUCGGAAAUGCUGACGCAGGUCGAUGUCGAUCGAUUGGCGUUUCAAGUCAAGGAAAAGCGGAAGGCAAGGCGUCUUAAGGCUCAAAAGCUAGAAGAAGAUGAUGAGGUGGUUGAAGGAGUUCUAAGCACCAUCCAAUCAAUCUGAACACUGAGCCGGCUCGACGACGAUGAAAGCGCAGUCCGUUAUUAACAUUAGUGGGUCAGGAUAGGACGGCUGUUCUAAUAACAGUAUUACAUUAGACUAAAUGCUGUUUGGAUAUGUUGGGAGAAUUGAGGUGGUAAUUCGGGAGAAGAGCAUGGUUUCGGCUUGUUUGAUUCGACAUGGAAGGGCCACUCACUGAAUCUUUGAAAUAUCCCACGGGUCCGAUAGCUCCAUAGUGAAACUACCACCGCUGUAGAGAGACCGCAAUGAACCUUUUGUUAUAAUCCUAC
Messenger RNA from Mytilinidion resinicola, 1730 nucleotides. RefSeq lists its product as uncharacterized. Bases 442 to 1443 code for a protein of 333 amino acids. The record is from RefSeq and is a predicted model, not a curated record. The transcript has a single exon. NCBI's taxonomy places the organism in Eukaryota, Fungi, Ascomycota, Dothideomycetes, Mytilinidiales, Mytilinidiaceae.